Molecule: messenger RNA, 2302 nt
Organism: Xenopus tropicalis (tropical clawed frog)
Lineage: Eukaryota; Metazoa; Chordata; Amphibia; Anura; Pipidae
Product: deleted in malignant brain tumors 1 protein-like
Exons: 15
Coding region: 2-2155 (717 amino acids)
Cellular component (GO): membrane
Source: RefSeq, a predicted model, not a curated record
CAUGGCGCCAACUGGGAUCCAAACCCUCUGUGUUCUGCUGCUUUCUUGUCCUCUUCUCUCUGAGAUAGAUGCUUACCAGAGAACUACAGCAUCUUCAGGAAACGAUGCUUACCGGGCAACAUCACCAGAGCAUUACCGGCUAUACCCAGGAGCAGCAGCAGGUUCCACUGCCCAGACUCCUAGUCCCUCUGCAUCAUACAGUAAUGGGCCCAUGUACAUGAGACUCGCGGGUGGAAGGAGCAGGUGUGAGGGGCGCGUGGAAAUAUUCCAUAAUGGAGCCUGGGGAACUGUGUGUGAUGAUCUGUGGGAUGUGAGUGAUGCCCAGGUGGUGUGUAGGUACUUUGGCUGCGGCAAUGCCAGCUCAGCCGCUACUAAUGCCCAGUUUGGCCAAGGGAGUGGCCCCAUACUGUUGGAUGAUGUGCAGUGCCGGGGCAAUGAGUAUUAUCUAUGGGAAUGCCCUCACUCUGGGCUGGCAAAGAGCAACUGCGGGCACAGCGAGGAUGCGGGAGUCGUCUGCUCAGAGCAUUACCGGCUAUACACAGGAGCAGCAGCAGGUUCCACUGCCCAGACUCCUAGUUCCCCUGCAUCAUACAGUAAUGAAACCAGUUUUCGUUGUGGAGAUUUAUUGACUCUGCCGAGCGGUAUGAUAUCGAGUCCCUUCUACCCACACUACAAUGUGCCUAAUGCUGUUUGUAAAUGGAAUAUAAUCACGGCACCGAAUACGCAGGUGAAACUUCAGAUCUUUUAUCAACAUCUGAAAUAUUCCAGCAACUGUUCCUCUGACUCCGUGGCGGUAUAUGACGGACUUUUAGAUUACUCCCCUCUCCUGGGGCAGAUGUGCAGUGGGAAUGGAAGUCAGAUUUUCUUCUCUUCCUCUAACGUCAUGGCAGUUGUGUUUAGAAGCGGCAGUGUCAUUCAGAAAGGCGGCUUUAUUGCCUAUUAUACAACAGUGCCAAAAACCAUCAACAACAUGCCAGUGGAUUGUGGAGGAAUUCUGACCAAUAAUGCAGGAUUCAUUUCAUACCCUCUCAACCGAGCUUCAAACGGAUCCUCUUACUGUGUCUGGUACAUCAAUGUGUUCAACAAUCACAAAAUUAACCUGUUUUUUAGAGAAUUUCGAAUGUCUUAUCCAUCACAAUGUAACUCUUCCUUCGUGGCUGUGUACGAUGGAACGCCGCUUGGGUCUCAGUUACUGGGAAACCUUUGUGAGACCCCUGGACGACGCUUCGUUUCUUCCUCAAACGCCCUGACCAUUGUUUAUUCCGGCGGUGGCUUUUUAAGUGGCCACGAGGUGGUGUUCAGUGCAUCAUACAACGCCCAACCCAACUCUAACCAAAAUGUGACACUUGCGUGCUCCUCUGACCAUAUGGUAGCUCGAGUGUCUCUUUCAUAUCUGCAAUCGCUCGGUCACUCUGCUAACGAUGUUUUUCUCAAUGACCCAAUGUGCCGCCCUCGUACCUGGAGUAAUUGGGUGGAAUUCAACAUUCCCUACAAGAGAUGUCGAACAGUGCAACAGGUAGAAAGGGACACCAUCAGUUACACUAACACCCUGGCUGCCCACCCACCUAAAGGAGAAGUCAUCUCGAACAUCAAUCAAAUUAACUUGUCUCUGAAAUGUCAAAUGUACCAAAACACCAUAGCCGAAGUAAUGUACCAAUCAAAUGACACUAUAGGGAAUACUUUAACUCAGUAUGGCUUCUUCCAUGGCUCUCUGGUCUUCCACCAGUCUCCUACUUUCACCAGCCCAGUGUACCGUGUCCCAUACAAUGUGAAGCUCAAUCAGGACUUGUACCUUCAAGCCAAGUUGGAGACCACGGACCAGACCCUUGUGUUAUUCGUUGAAUCGUGCGUGGCUUCUACCAACCCCUUCAACUUCCAAGGAACUGUCUACCAUAUAAUAAACAACGGGUGCAGCAGAGUCAGUGGAUAUAAAAAAUACCCAUCGCCCUCUUCAAACAUUGUUCGUUUUGGCUUCAAAGCUUUCAGCUUUCUUGAAAAAUACUCCAGUGUCUUUCUGAAAUGUAAAUUAGUUGUGUGUAUGCCCAAUGUGUACCCGUCCCGCUGCUCCCAAGGCUGCAUCACAAGGAGAAAGAGAGAGGCCAAUGAGUCCCACGCGGAGCUCGACGUGGUAGCAGGGCCACUGAAAGUGGUUUAACAGUAACCAGCGGUCCGGCUAGUGGUUUCUAAACUAUGUUGAUUUAUUUCUACUUAUAAGAAUGCAAAACAAUCAGUUUGGGAUUUGCCCAUAUCCCAACCCUUUCUCUACAAUCCGGAUAGGAAUAAAUAUUUAGGGGGUAAUUUA